CUUUAUACAGACGGCCCGCUAACGGUUGGCACCAUUCCCAUGGCGCAAAGACCACUUGUGAUAUGCCCCGUGAGUGGCGCGACAACAGUCAUUUUCUGCGCAGUGUCACUUAUAACAGUUUGUAUCUGCUUCAGUCUGUUACGUUUGCAAUCGGAGCAGAUCAAUGAAUUGAGGAAUGAUCUCAUGGCUUUAAAGAUGAACGUUGAAAAGGCGGACAUCAUCAAGCGUUCUGCUUACUGCAGCGGGGUCGAUGCGAAAGGACAGAGUGCAAGUAGAGGCAGAAGAGAGACAUCCAAACGGGGACGAAAGCAACGGCAGACCCAGAAACGGAAACGCCAGUGCGCUUCAGUAGGACGCCGUACUUUCCUUCAUCUGAGGGCUUCGUCUUUUGUUUCAUAUGAUAAAGACGACUAUACAGCCAUACAAUGGACGGCUGCAGGGAGCCAAGGAGAGGGGCUGGAGGUAUCUGGGGAGACUGUGACCGUGGCGACAGAAGGACCUUACUUCAUCUACAGCCAGGUACUCUACAAGGGCACCACAUGGUCCAUGGGUCACGUGAUCACUAAACGCCCUAAUGGCACUGAACACAGCAAUGGCACCAACAUUAUGAUGUGUGCAAAGAACAUGCCCGACAAUAGCAAAAUCAAGGCCCUCAAUAGUUGCUACACUGCCGGGAUUUUCUUCUUGGAGUCUGGAACCGUCCUUGAGCUCUAUGUCCCACGAAAGUCAGCCGAACUCGACCGCCGUUCACACGCAACGUUCUUCGGCAUUUCCAGCCUCUGGCAGUAGAGCAUGGCUUAAAGGGAUAUUCC
Messenger RNA from Sardina pilchardus (European sardine), 812 nucleotides. RefSeq names its product TNF superfamily member 13 (gene tnfsf13). Gene Ontology annotation, molecular function: receptor ligand activity; tumor necrosis factor receptor binding. The transcript has 6 exons. The record is from RefSeq and is a predicted model, not a curated record. The coding region runs from base 40 to 789 and encodes 249 amino acids. Gene Ontology annotation, cellular component: membrane. Lineage: Eukaryota; Metazoa; Chordata; Actinopteri; Clupeiformes; Clupeidae. Gene Ontology annotation, biological process: immune response.